Messenger RNA from Amphimedon queenslandica, 813 nucleotides. Its product is annotated as complex I assembly factor TIMMDC1, mitochondrial-like. Gene Ontology annotation, cellular component: mitochondrion. The record is from RefSeq and is a predicted model, not a curated record. Lineage: Eukaryota; Metazoa; Porifera; Demospongiae; Haplosclerida; Niphatidae. The transcript has 7 exons. Bases 28 to 714 code for a protein of 228 amino acids. Gene Ontology annotation, biological process: mitochondrial respiratory chain complex I assembly.
AAAAGGUGGGACUAACCACAUGUAGACAUGGCGGAUGGUUCAGGCGAGGGUUCAGGGUGGAAAAGAGUUCAAUCUCUUUUUAAGUUAAGUAAUGGUUCAAGGCCGCCAGAGGAAAUAGAAGCAUGGUCUAAUGCAGUGUUUGUGGCUACUGCCUUUGGAUUCCUGUUUGGUGGACUGAUUGGUGCCAGGCACUCUGGUGAUAAGUAUAUAGCCAUGAAUCAUAAUACUAAAUACCAACACCCCAUCCAAGCUCAUAGAGAGAUGCACGGUGCAGCUGCACUAGGUUUCUUGCGUCAAGGUCUCAAGUGGGGCUAUAAGAUGGGAGCUUUUGUUGCUUUGUUUAGCGGCUGUGAUAUUUUAUUGUCUGUCUAUCGAAAUAAAGAUGACAUGUUAAAUAUGAUUGCGUCCGGAGGUGUGACUGGACUCCUCUUUAGAGUAAGGUAUGGCAUUAAACCAUCAAUUGGAGGAAUGACAUUAGGACUAUUAGUAACGACUCCGUUUGCUGUAGUAUUCCAUGGGCUGGACUGGCUGUUGGUCAGUGAAGAGAAACGACAGAAACGCAUAGAGCAAGUAUUGGAAGCAAGAAGAAAGAGAGAGAGAACUUGGGAUGAUAGAUUGGAUGUGAUUAGUGAAGUAAUGGACAAUCUUGAUGUUGAUGAUGAAUCAUCAACAAAGUCUCUGAAAACUUAUUAUGAAGUAAAGAAUUCUAAAUAGAUAAUAAUAAUAAUAAUAAUAAUAAUAAUAAUAAUAAUAGCUAAGCAAUAUAUUCAUUAGUUGCUGAUGUCACUUUUGUUACACGUCAAAGAGUCUUAA